This is a messenger RNA of Diorhabda carinulata, 1539 nucleotides long. RefSeq names its product mitochondrial uncoupling protein Bmcp (gene Bmcp). Gene Ontology annotation, biological process: mitochondrial transport. The transcript is spliced from 6 exons. Lineage: Eukaryota; Metazoa; Arthropoda; Insecta; Coleoptera; Chrysomelidae. Bases 502 to 1389 code for a protein of 295 amino acids. The record is from RefSeq and is a predicted model, not a curated record. Gene Ontology annotation, cellular component: mitochondrial membrane.
GAUUUCUAGUUUGGCAACAUUGUGAUUACCAGUAUCAUAAAAAGUGCCUAUCGGUUUUAGUUGACACGAGUAAAUAUGUUUAAUAUGAAUAAUUUUUCAAAUAAUUACUUUAUUUCAAAAUAAAUACCUUUAUUAAACAAUACAUAUUCUAAUCUUUGUAUUAGUGCCCUUUAGGAAGAAGUUUCUUACAUUGUAAAUUUGUGUGGUAGUUAGGUUAGAAUCUUAAUAUAGAUCGUCCAAUUCUCUCCCGAAUCCCAGAAAUUUAGUUGCAUUAGUUUUUUUUAGUGUAUUUUUUUAACAUAAACAUGUAUCUACCAGGCUACAUUACGUUUUUAAAGCAAUUUUGCCAAAUUUAGGGAAUUUAUUUAAAUUUAUUCAAUAUUUUUUCGCUGAUGAUACAUUUCUGUGAGUGCAAUCUCGACUCCGUUGAUCAAACUUGAGAAAAUAAUCUGUUAAUAUAUAUUAUUACAUAUUUAAUUCCUACAAAGCAUUAGUAGUGGAAUGGGAGAAAGGGAUUGGAGACCUUUUGUCUACGGAGGCUUUGCAUCUUGUGUUGCAGAAUUUGGAACUUUUCCAAUUGAUACAACCAAAACCAGAUUACAAAUCCAGGGUCAGAAGCUGGAUAAAAACCAUGCUCAUUUAAAAUACAGGGGAAUGAUAGAUUGUAUGUUGAAAAUAGCAAGACAAGAAGGAUUUGUUUCAUUAUAUUCUGGCAUAUGGCCAGCAGUAUUGCGGCAAGCGACUUACGGAACCAUUAAAUUUGGAACCUAUUAUACACUUAAAAAAAUUUUUAUAAAUUAUAACGACGGAAAGGAAAGUGUAACUUUAAAUGUAGUUUGCGGAGUGGUUGCUGGUGCAGUUUCUAGUGCUAUUGCGAAUCCUACAGAUGUUCUCAAAGUUCGUAUGCAAGUUGCUGGAACGAAUAACAAUUCUAAUGUGGGAUUAAUUGAUUGUUUUAGAGAUGUCUAUACUCACGAAGGAAUCUCAGGAUUGUGGAGGGGUGUUAAUCCAACUGCUCAAAGGGCAGCGGUUAUAGCAGCGAUUGAAUUACCAGUAUAUGAUUUUUGCAAAAGUCAUCUGUUAAAUUUGCUUGGAGAUAGAGCAGUUAACCAUUUUAUAUCUAGUCUUAUUGCUAGUUUUGGUAGUGCGGUAGGUUCAACUCCAAUAGACGUUGUUCGAACUCGUCUGAUGAAUCAAAGAAAAUUAAAACAAAUCGGAGGACAAUUACCUAGUCACAUAUAUCAAGGGACUAUCGACUGUUUCAUACAAACAUACAAAAACGAAGGAUUUUGGGCAUUUUAUAAAGGAUUCGUUCCCACUUUAUUUCGUAUGGGUCCUUGGAACAUAAUAUUCUUUUUAACUUAUGAACAGCUGAAACGGCUAUAUUAAGUAUUAUUAUAAUUUAAUCUUUUGCAACGUAAGGCAUUUUACUGUCUGUAGAAUUGUGAUCUUAUAUAUAGUGCACCUAUUUAAAUAUAUGUUAUUAAUUCAUAUAAUUAAUAUGGCACAUGUUAUACAAGUGAAUAUAUUUAAAUUAUU